Zea mays is the source of this 1525-nucleotide messenger RNA. RefSeq lists its product as uncharacterized. Gene Ontology annotation, molecular function: acetyltransferase activity. Gene Ontology annotation, cellular component: Golgi apparatus. Gene Ontology annotation, biological process: xylan biosynthetic process. The record is from RefSeq and is marked validated. Lineage: Eukaryota; Viridiplantae; Streptophyta; Magnoliopsida; Poales; Poaceae.
UCCAUCCCGCCGACCCGCUGCGCCACCGCCACGCUCCCCAAUCUCCAUCCCAACGCGCCGCCGCCUCUAAUCUCCCUCGCUUCCGCUCCACUCCGCACCCCCGGUCGCCUGCCCUAACCUCGUGCUGCUCGCGAUCCCGCCCCGUGCCCAGAUCUGGUGGCGCCUUCGCCGCUCGAGCGCCCCCGCUCAGCGGUGAAGUGCAGGCGUCCGUUCGGCCGGCCAGCCGGCCGAUGGUUUCGGCCGCGGCGCAGGCGGGCGUGGUCGCGUCGUGCGUCGUGCGUGCUCUUCGUCCCCAUGGGGCUGGCCGGCCGGCACCUCAGCCGCAACAAGGUGCUCUUCUUCUCCGGCGCGCUCUUCAUCUCGCUUGCUGUCGGGAUCCACCUAUCCCCGUACCCCCCUUCCCUUUCCCUGCCCCACCUCGCCUCCUUUUUACUCCUCCCCCACCCUGGCUCCGCGUCCGCUUCCUCCGGGUCUUCCUGCGUCCAGUUCCUGCACCGCGUCUCGUGGUCUGACGCCGCCGGAGCCGCCGACAAUGGCUCGGGAGGCGGAAAAGCGCGGGCGUGGUCGUGGCCGCCCUCGCUGGCGUCCGCCUGCGGGUUCGCUCGACUGUCGCGCGACGACGCGUCACUGCUGCUCAAUGGCUCGUGGGUGAUGGUGGCCGGGGACUCGCAGGCGCGGCUGCUCGUGCUCGCGCUUCUCCGCCUCCUGCUCGACCCGGCCGCGGCGGCGGCCGCCGAGCCGGAGCUCUUCCGCCGCCACAGCGACUACCGCGCUGCCGUCCCCGCGCGGGACAUUUCCGUGGACUUCGUCUGGGCGCCCUUCGAGAGCAACCUCACGCGUCUGCUCCGCGAGGAUCUGCGCCUCGCGCCGCGCCUCCCCGACGUGCUCGUCCUCGGAUCCGGGUUGUGGCACAUGCUCCACGUCACGGACGCCGCGAGCUACGGCGAUGCACUGGCGUCCGUCGCGGGCGCCGCCAAGUCCCUCCGCUCGCAGCUUCCGGAGCCGCCACCACAUAUGUUCUGGCUUGGCUUGCCGCACCUCGUGAACCACAUGCUCAACACAGACGCCAAGAGGGCACACAUGAACGGCACCAUGGUGCAUGCCUAUGAUCGUGAGGUCGAUCGGAGGGGUGUUUUGCGCGGUGAAGGCGGCUCAUUCCUGCUGCUUGAUGUGGGGAAGCUCACCCAGGGGUGCGGGCAGCAAUGCACAGCUGAUGGUAUGCAUUAUGAUGGUGAUGUGUAUGACGCUGUCAUGCAUAUCAUGCUCAAUGCACUGGUGAUUGAGUCCCAACAAAGGAUUUGAGUGGGUCUGGGGGGGGGGGGGGGGGGGGGGGUUGAACAGGUUUGUCCCCACCCCCUUUUCUUUUUGGUCAGCUACUAUACACGGGUAAUUAGAGAUUGUUGUGAACUAGGAAGGUCCUUUGGUUGCUUCAACAUUUUGGUCGCUUGCCAGAAGUCAGCACCCUUGAAUUGCUCAACCCUUAGAUUGUAAUAUAGGGAUAUCUUAGAACCACACUGUUUUUUUU